Molecule: messenger RNA, 606 nt
Organism: Phragmites australis (common reed)
Lineage: Eukaryota; Viridiplantae; Streptophyta; Magnoliopsida; Poales; Poaceae
Product: protein RGF1 INDUCIBLE TRANSCRIPTION FACTOR 1-like
Exons: 4
Coding region: 1-606 (201 amino acids)
Source: RefSeq, a predicted model, not a curated record
AUGCAGACGGCGGCCGUGCGCGGCGCCCCGCAGUGGCUGCGCGGCCUGCUGUCGGAGGAGUUCUUCGACGCGUGCGCCGCGCACCCGGGGGAGCGCAAGAACGACAAGAACCAUUUCUGCGUCGACUGCGCCGCUGCGCUCUGCCGCCACUGCCUUCCCCAUGACCCCGCACACGACGUCCUCCAGAUUUGGAAGUAUGCGUCCUGCUUCGUCGUGCGCGUCGACGACCUGAAGCUGUUCGAUUGCACCGGCAUCCAGUCGCACACGGUGAGCGACCACGAGGUGGUGUUCCUGAACGAGCGCACGGCGAGGAAGCGGUCGGCGAGCGCGGAGAACCCCUGCGCCGCGUGCGCGCGGCCGCUCCCGUCCGGCCACAAUUACUGCUCCCUCUUCUGCAAGGUGAAGCACCUGGGGGAGAGCGAGCAGGAGCAGGGGCUAAGGCGCGCGUUGCGCGCGAACCGGCAGGCCGCGGCCGGGGGCGGCGAGGAAGCGGAACCGCAGAACGGGAAGCGGAGGGCGUCGUCGGAGACGGGGCCGAGUUGCGGCGGGUCGUUCAGGAAGCGGAGCCGGAAGCAGCCCGAGCCGGCCCGGUCGCCAUUCUGUUGA